Molecule: messenger RNA, 1095 nt
Organism: Lasiodiplodia theobromae
Lineage: Eukaryota; Fungi; Ascomycota; Dothideomycetes; Botryosphaeriales; Botryosphaeriaceae
Product: Cell wall anchor protein
Exons: 2
Coding region: 1-1095 (364 amino acids)
Biological process (GO): regulation of DNA-templated transcription
Molecular function (GO): DNA-binding transcription factor activity, RNA polymerase II-specific; zinc ion binding
Source: RefSeq, a predicted model, not a curated record
AUGAAGGCCUUCCGCAUCUCACGUGCCCCGGCUGCCGCCGGCGACGCCGCCUUCGACCCCUUCGCAAAACUUGUCUUCGAGCCCGCGCUCGAGUCGGACGAGCUGUUUGACGCCCUCAGGGAGUCCUAUCCCGCACUUAAGACGCAUACCGAGAGAAAGAAGCAGGCUGUCCUGGACUUCCUGAUGGAGGAGCGCCGGGCCAUCGAGCAAGAGAUUACCGCCUUUGUCCAGCACACGGGCACUCCCGCUCCCCAGCCUGAGGCUUGCUGCUCGGCCAGGCCCUCUCCCGUGUUCUCGACGAGCUCCAGCCUUGAUCUGCGCAAGCUCUCGACCUCGAAUUCGUCUUCCAGCUCCUCGACCCGUAGUGCAGGAUCCAGCCCCGAGACCUUGUCUCUCAAGGACAUGACCUCGGUCUGGACAGCCGCCGGCCAUGGCAAGCCUAAGAUCCACACGCGGAGGUCGAUGACCACUAAGGAAAAGGAGGAGUACCGGCGGAGACGGCAGAUGAAGGCAUGCAAAGAGUGCCGUUCUCGGAAGCGGAAGUGCAACCACGACCCUUCUGAUGCCUCAUCUGCCGCCUCCUCACGAUCUGAUGCGAAAGUAAAGAAGCGAACGUCUACAGUCGCCUCAUCGCAUCCGCCUCCUUCUCAACAAUCCUUUCUGAGCCAUGAGUUCGACAGCGCCUCGUUUCUCGCCGACUCCACCUUCUCCACCACCGACAGCCCUCUCGACUUCCUCGACUUGUCUCCGGCUACCGGAACUGAGGGGUCCUUCGACGACUUCCUCCUGCUCCCUCAGGACGACUUCUCCUCUAUCGACUUCGCCACCGAUCCUCUCUUCCAGCCCGUUCCACAGUCGUUCGCCUAUGAUCCCUUCAUUGAGCCACAGCAGUCACAGCAACACUACGCACCCUCAACCGGUUCAAGAUCACCAGCUUCCACCUACCAAUCAUCUGGAAUGUCGAGGUCGGGCUCCAACGCACAUGCGCUGGACACCUCACAGACUUGGAGCUUUGAUCUAGAUCCCAUAGUCGCCAACAGUUCAACCAUCCUCGACACAGACAUUUACCACCAGACAGUCAUCGCACUCACUUGA